Oryza sativa Japonica Group (Japanese rice) is the source of this 2411-nucleotide messenger RNA. RefSeq lists its product as uncharacterized. The record is from RefSeq and is a predicted model, not a curated record. NCBI's taxonomy places the organism in Eukaryota, Viridiplantae, Streptophyta, Magnoliopsida, Poales, Poaceae. Gene Ontology annotation, biological process: transcription by RNA polymerase I. Gene Ontology annotation, cellular component: RNA polymerase I transcription regulator complex.
UCCAGGGCGCAAAAAACAAAAAAAAAAAAAAAAAAAUCUGCCCCUCCUAAAACCCUUGCGGCCAGGCGGUGCGCCGCACGCCCAUGGCGCGGCCGCCGUCUCCCUCACCGGUCGUCCCCGUCAAGCGAGAGCCCGACGGAGCCACCGCCGCGGUCUCGGAUGCCUACACGCCCCGCCCACCGCUGCGGAAGAGGCGCCGCCUCCCGUCCACCCCGACCCAGCCCCUCCUCCUCACGCCGCAGGCCAUGAGCUCGACGCGCGACUCCUUCGCGGGGGAGCGGAGCGGCCUGGCUCCGGCGUCCGUGCCCACCUCCGUGAAGCGCGAACUCGGCGCCGACGGUGACGGCGAUGGCGACGGCGACCGGGACGCCCGCGGGAAGGCGGUCAGCGUGGCGGAGGGCAACCUCCAGCCCCGGAAAACCGCUCUGGCGGAGCUCCCCACCCUCUUGGCCAACCGCCGCCGCCUCGACCGCCUCCUCCACGAGCUCGUCCGCUCGCACCGCUGGGGCGACGCGGCCGGCGUCAUCUCCGCGCUCGUCUCCGGCACACGGCACCCCGAAUCCUUCGAUGAGAUGCGCAGCGUGUUCGCGGUCGGGAUGGAGAUCCAUAGGCGGCUCGCUGAGAACAGCGGCAUCCAACAGAACACCAGGAGUCGCUACUACCUCAGGACGCAAAAGUUGUACGAUGUUUGGAUGCGGAGGCUAAUGUGGUUACCCACUUGUGAAAGAAAAUACAUGGUUAAACUCGAGCUAGCUCUUUUUUAUCUUUCACAAGGUUGUAUCGACAGCGCAUACAACACAACAAAAACUCUUAUUGCUAAGGAUGGACUAAAGACACCAAUUGUAAAUCUUAUACAUGGUCUGAUAUCAUAUGAUAAUUGGUAUUCUGGCCUCCCUGAAGAUAUGCAACUUGAGGAGUUUGAUGUUUACUGUGAAUCACACACAGUUUCAAUGGCAACACAUCACUGUGAUGAAAAUGGUCAGCAGGAUACUUCAGAUGAUAAUUGCAGCAUUGAUGCUGAUUCCAGUUCUCCUGGUUGCUCUUCAAAAAGUUCAAUCAAUAAUUGGAACAUAGACAAGCAAAGAAAGUUUCCCGAGAAACCUGGUUUUGUUCAUUCUGCACGGGAAGAUGAUUCAGUUGGAUCACAGGUGGACGAGAAAAUGGUUGAUACAGAUUUUCGAAGCGUGUUUUUCAAUACCGCCAACAGUCCUACUUGUGGAUUGGAAAAAAGCUUGUUGCCAUUACGGCUAAAGCAUUCUGAUGGGACUCCAAAUGCUUGCUUUGAUUCAUAUUGGAAGUACAAGUCAACACCUAAUGCUUUCUAUGAAGACGCAGAGAAAUGUCUAAGGGUGGCUCUUUAUUCAACACCACCAAUAAUGGCAGCCUUACUGCCAUUAAUACAGAUUCUCUUGCUUGGUGAUAAAUUGAAAGAUGCACUUGCUGAGCUUGAGAAGAUCUGCCACAGUUCAACUACAGCGCUUCCUUUCAGAUUGAGAGGUAGAUUGCUGGAGUAUUUUGACCAAAACCAAGUAUCAAUUAUUUCUUCUUGCUAUGCUGAAGCUUUGAGAAGAGAUCCUACAUGUACCUACUCAAUGGAGAGGCUAACCAGACUGCAUAGAAAAGGCUAUUAUAAUACAAUCGAACUACUUGAGGCAAUAGCUUUACAUCUAGAUUCUGUCAAUGGGAAACCUUGCAUCUGGGAGGAGCUUGUAUCAUGCUUCCUUCGGCUCUUUUCUGAGUGGACUACUGAUUACGGGGAUUGCAUGUCAUGUAACGUGCAAGGAGAUGCAACCUUCACUGCUUCUAGUAAAUUUUCCUGCGUCUUUUUUGAGCAAAAUACAAGAGAAACAUGGAAGGUCCGGUGCACAUGGUGGAUGAACCGCCAUUUCAGCCAAAGUAUUUGUACAUCGGAAACCCUAACAGGUGAUUGCAAACUCCUCGCUUCCAAGGCUGCUUGUGCCUGUCACUUGUUUGGACCCGAGUUCGAGUACGUCGAAGCCGUUGAGGGUUAUCUUUCCGGGCAAAAAGCUGAUGACGAGAUUGCAUUCUUAUCUAGAAAUAUGCAGAACUCUGUAAGACUAUUACAAACGUUGGAGGGGCUAACUUCAUGAUUCAGUUUGUAUACCCUUUUUUUUUCCUCUAUUGCCAUUGUAUGCCGUAGUUCAUGGAUGUUGUUGUAAGUAUAGUUCUGGCACAGUUUUGUACCGGUGCCUCUCAAAAUGAGGCUAAUUUUUGUAGGACGAGAAGGGAUGUAUCAAGUAUAGUGUAGGGGAUUAGUACUGGCGGUGGUCAGCCAUUUGUUAUGGAUGUGGUGAGGAACAAGGAAAAGAAUAUUGAACUUAAAUAUAUUUUAUUUUUAUUGCUUCUCUAUUGGAGAGUAGUAAAUAAAGAAUCAGAGCUAUGCUUGGACA